Messenger RNA from Gadus chalcogrammus (walleye pollock), 1564 nucleotides. Its product is annotated as antifreeze protein Maxi-like. The coding region runs from base 604 to 1374 and encodes 256 amino acids. The transcript is spliced from 3 exons. The record is from RefSeq and is a predicted model, not a curated record. Lineage: Eukaryota; Metazoa; Chordata; Actinopteri; Gadiformes; Gadidae.
AAUGGCGUGGUUUUGUUCGGAUGCUUGUUUUAUACAUGGUUUGUUUCUAUCCCGGCGGCUUCUAAGGGGCAGGAGAUUGCGUGCAGGUGUUCUGCUCUAGUGGGGUUAUACUGCUGGAUCCAAGACGACUGGUUGUAAGCCUCACUGUCCCUUCGUCUUGCAUACUGACUGGACAAAUAGUAGAUAGUAGUAUUGAGUAAUAAUAGUAAGUAAUAGUAGUAUAUUUCGGAUGGAAAGACUCGUUCAGACAAAGAGACUUAUUUAGACGGACAGACGUAGUUGAGAACAGAAGUUCUCAACUACGCCCUGAAUGGGCGUAGUUAAGGCAACGCCUGCCAAGGGCUGCACUCUUUCUGAAUAAUAGCCAUUGGGCGUUUCACUCAAUACUUUAAACAUUGCAUCCUCACUGACUCAAAGGACACCCGCAGCUCCAACAACACGAGCCAUCAGAGAACCAGCAAGAUCAUCCAGACAUGUUUGGAAAUAAUAAUGCAGGUAGCUGCCAUCCAUCUGGUUAUGACCUGGGCCCCGUGCCAGGGGCCGACCCAUGCCCAGGGGGCGAUCAGGAGGGCCUCGACCUGAGCUUACUUGAUUUUGGAAACGAUGGAAAAAAAGGCGACCGUCAGUGUGACAACCGUGGGUCUGAAGACGACGCCCGGGACAAAGGCCGUUGCCAUGAUGAUGACCGCCGGGAAAGAGACGGUCACCGCGGCGACAAGGACUGCGAUUCCGGUGAUCGUGACGCCGGCCGUCGCCGCGACGAUGACUGCCGUGAAAAGGGUGGUCGCCGCGACGACAAGCACUGCGAUUCCGGUGAUCGUGACGGCGGCCGUCGCCGCGACGAUGACUGCCGUGAAAAGGGUGGUCGCCGCGACGACAAGCACUGCGAUUCCGGUGACCGUGACGCCGGCGGUCGCCGCGACGAUGACUGCCGUGAAAAGGGUGGUCGCCGCGACGACAAGCAAUGCGAUUCCGGUGAUCGUGAUGCCGACCGUCGCCGCGACGAUGACUGCCGGGACAAAGAGGAUCGCCAUGGCGAUAGAGGAGGCAGAUGCAGCCCCAAACAGCGUGAUGGGAGCCACGAGCGCCACCGCAAAAACAGCAAGAGUCCGGACCACCGUCGCCGAGGCAGUAAAAGCCCUCGCCGUCGCCGAGGCAGCAAAAGCCCUCGCCGUCGCCAUGGUAGCAGCAGCGGCAGCGGCAGCGGCAGCGGCAGUAGUGGCAGUGAGAGCGACGGCAACCACGGGCGCAGACGUAAGCACAAGGGCCACAAGCAUGGGCAUGGGCACGGGCACGGGCACGGGCACGGGCACGGGCAUGGGGGUGGUAGGGGAAAGGGCCAUGGUCAUAAGCACUGCUAGAUGUUCCUCAUGAGUCCGAUCUACAGAACGCACAUUUGCACCAAACUAGAUGGUACAUACAUACAGUAAUGGAUGAUUGUAUGUAGAGUAGUUAUGUGGUUAUGGUACACCUUCCUAUUGGAUGAUGUCCUAAGGAAAAUUGUAACUGAAUGACAAUAAUAAUAAUAAAGUCAUAAUCUCCCCAUGCAUCAUCUCUUUUUUCA